Messenger RNA from Enhydra lutris kenyoni (northern sea otter), 1052 nucleotides. Its product is annotated as interleukin 12A. The transcript is spliced from 7 exons. Gene Ontology annotation, molecular function: interleukin-12 receptor binding; growth factor activity. Lineage: Eukaryota; Metazoa; Chordata; Mammalia; Carnivora; Mustelidae. Gene Ontology annotation, cellular component: extracellular region. The record is from RefSeq and is a predicted model, not a curated record. The coding region runs from base 87 to 755 and encodes 222 amino acids. Gene Ontology annotation, biological process: immune response.
GGUCGGCCUCCCACCACCGCCCUCACCUGCUGCGUCCUCAGUCCGCGUCCAGCGCCCGCCCGGGGUCCACGCCGCGUCCGCUCAGCAUGUGCCCGCCGCGCGGCCUCUUUCUUGUGACCAUCUUGGUCCUCCUAAACCACGUGGACGACCUCAGUUUGGCCAGGAACCUCCCCACAGCCUCCCCAAGCCCAGGAAUGUUCCAGUGCCUCAACCACUCCCAAAACCUGCUGAGAGCUGUCAGCAACACACUUCGGAAGGCCCAACAAACCCUAGAACUUUACUCCUGCACUUCCGAAGAGAUUGAUCAUGAAGAUAUCACAAAGGAUAAAACCAGCACCGUGGAGGCCUGCUUACCGUUGGAAUUAACCAUGAAUGAGAGUUGCCUGGCUUCCAGAGAGAUCUCUUUGAUAACUAAUGGGAGUUGCCUGGCCUCCAGAAAGGCCUCCUUUAUGACGACCCUGUGCCUUAGCAGUAUCUAUGAGGACUUGAAGAUGUACCAGGUGGAGUUCAAGGCCAUGAACACAAAGCUUUUAAUGGAUCCUAAGAGGCAGAUCUUUCUGGAUCAAAGCAUGCUGACGGCUAUUGAUGACCUGUUGCAGGCCCUGAAUUUCAACAGUGCGACUGUGCCACAGACAUCUUCCCUUGAAGAACCAGAUUUUUAUAAAACUAAAAUCAAGCUCUGCAUACUUCUUCAUGCUUUCAGAAUUCGUGCCGUGACCAUCGAUAGAAUGAUGAGCUAUCUGAACUCUUCCUAAAAAGCUGAGGUCCCUCCAGACCUUAAAGCCAUUCUUAAAAUAAUGUGAAUCAAAAAUAUUUUUCACAGGAUGUGGGUUAAGAACCAGAAGGGGGUGCCUUGACCUGGUCCUGCUUAAGCUAGUAUGAUAAUUCUCAUGCUUGUUUACAUUAGUUGCCCCCCAAAAUCUGAACAAUGUGACUGUUCCAUCCACAGGUUGCCCUUUAUCAAGUAGACUUCACAUUUUCUACGGAGCAGUUGUUUUUAGGUUUUCAUGAGCAAAUUGCUAAAGAGGGAAAUGUCCUCACUCAACAUGUUC